UGACGACAUAGAUACUACGGUUAUGCGAGGUCUAUGGCCCGAAGAGCUGUUGAGCGGCGAAAGAUCGUCCCAUUGAGAUGCAACCUUAGUGACACGCCCACUCGGAGCCGGAACUAGCAUGCCCCCACGAGGUCGACAACGGAAGCGGGACAUCAAGACACCUCCAUCCCGGCAGGCGGAACAUCGCAGGAUCAACGACAUUAUACAUGAAGUGAACUAUGGUAUACGGAAGUUCAACAGAGAGCACUUUGAGGGAAAGUCCGUCGACUAUCACGCAUGCUCAGAAUGCAUGGACAAAUUACUCGAGGAAUGGGAGAUGGACAAGGAUUCUCUCUCAACGUGGAAGGAGUUUGUAGACAUCACCAACACAAAGACCAUUGACAAGAAAACCAAGAGGAGUCAACAGUUUAAAACCCUACUCCAUUUAUGUCACCGUGCUAGAGAUUUCGAGCUAAUGGUUCCGGUCAUGCGCAAUAAGCUCGUUUCCUGUGUGAAUGACCAUAUGUACAAGUACUGCCUCAGCUUCCAGGAAGAUUCAAGGCCCCAUGAGGUCACACCUAUAAAAGACUAUGAGGCGGCUAUAGCGUCGCACAAGGUGGAGAUUGAUGAGAAGUUGAACGCUGUCAACCACAGCAUAUUGCGGUAUGGAGAACUGAAGAGUCCGUUUUACAAGUUCGUGUUUGAGGGCCAGGAACAUGGGACGCUGAUGGAGGACAUCACCGCCACGUUCAGUGAGAUCUCUGAGAUGCUGAAAAAGUGGGUGCAAGAUGAUGCUUCAUACCCUGAAAAACUCAAUCAAGAAAUUCAGUUUAAUAAUUCUUAUAAGGAAAAGAUGCAAAAUGACAUUACUACUCUGCAUGACAAAGAAAUCGCACAAUUCUCAGCAAAUUGAUAAAAUGCAACGGUCCAGGGUUAAAUUGGAAAAGAGUAUAACAUUUAUAAACAGGAGAAAAUUAAGACAAAACGACGGCUGGAGACAGUUGAGUUAAAGAUCGAGAGACUUGGUAAAGAAAGGGCAGCGAGUAGUGAAAAACUGGAAGAGCAGAAAGGAAAAACGCGGGCAAAAACUCUCCUCGUGAGAAAAGUGACAUUGACCGACAGAUUGACAAAUGUCAACAUGACCUUGAACUUUUUCGAUGAACGUGAACGACCAAUGAAACGCCAGAGAAGUAGACUGAAAAAAGAGCAUAAAGAGGUGUCAGACAGGACAUAUGAGUUAAAGGUGGAGGUUGUUACCCUGAGACACAAACAGUUCGAGUUGAGGAAGGAUAUGGAUAACAUUGAUAUUGAAAUCAGCUCAAUUCAGGAGAGGAUUGCCAGCAUAGAUCAAAAGACUGACGUCAUCAGGAAGAUCAGAGACAUGAAGCUGUUACCUACGUACCUGAGAAAACGUCACUUGGAGAAGAGGAACGAACCUCUGGUUGAAGAUAAACUUCAAGAUGCCUGUCAGUAUGUGGCGCAUUCAAUCGGAGAUGACUGGAAGCGGUUGUACGAUCGUCUGCCCUUCAUACCGUCACGUGACGGGAGCAGACGACAGCGUGACGUGGAGAUCAUGGACCUGAUUGCCGCCAAACGUGACAGAACCACUGAGGAGCAGGCACGACAAAGUCUGGAGAAAUGGCGCUGGUUCAACAGACAGGGAGACGUAGGGCAGUUAAUAAAAACUCUCAGGAAGAUGCACAAGGUGGACAUUGCAAGAAAACUGGAGAACAAAUUCAUGAUUGAGAAUGUGUACGGUUAGACAAUGGAGCUAUAUUGUAAUACAGUCGUGUUAUAGUUUUAUCGCCAGUGAGAAAGAAAAUUCGCAAGCUCAUGAUUAAGGCAAGAUAGACGGUGACAUCCCUAAAUGAAUGGAAAACGCGUGUGAAAGGUAUAUCACCUUUGACUGAGAGAUCAUUUUCUUACAUAUGCAUGUCGGGAACGACACAAUUAGUGACAGGUUCAUGUGUGUGUUUUGACACGCAUCAGUAGACAACGAGUCUAGAAGGAGCAGAUCGACAAGAGUCUAUCGACAAGUUUAUCCAUUAAGUAUUAUACGUUUCUUUAGAGUCUGGUAUCCUGUUUCUCAGAAACGGAAAAUGGAUUUGUCACUGGCGUAUUAUCCUUAAUCGUCUGUUUGACAGCUUAGAAUUUUGAAAUAUUUUUUGUAGCAUAAUCGUACUUAAAGAGAUAACAACACGAGCUGAUGUGCAGACUUGCGUCCUUCAUUCGUGGCAGGAUCCGCUGAAUGAAGGUUGGAAUAUCAGAUUCGACAUGACUAUCUUCCUUAGAGUACUCAUGGGUUUCACGAAGGUGAUACACGUGAACGACAUGAGGUAAUCUGACAUUUCCCCUCAUAUAAAUUUUGAACUCAAUGAAAUCGUAAUCAGAGCAGAAAAACCUGUUAGAAAAUAGUGUGUGUAUACUCUCCACAGUGCAUCGAUCACACCACCAGGCGUAUAUCAGACGCUGCCCGACUUGGGCUUUUAGAAAAUACUCUGUAAAUAUGCUUGUAGAGGAACCCUGGUUGUGUUGGCGUGCAGUGAAUGAUAGAUGAGACCAGACUUUGCGGUACACGUUCAUGACUGUUUGACUAAAUGGCAAAUUACCAUUGGCUAUUGACCAGAUAGUGUAGGAAACGUAAAAUACCUACUGAAACGAUCUGAGUGAGUGAGUGAGUUGGAGUUUACGCCGCUUUUAGCAAUAUUCCAGCAAUAUCACGGCGGGGGACACCAGAAAUGGGCUUCACAUAUUGUACCCAGAAACGACCUGAGAAACCAACUGACUGUUUAUACACUUCCUUUACGAAUGUGAGUAAAUGUUAGUAACGGUUAAUGUUUCCAUAUAGUUCGCGUAGUGGGAUUAUAGUCAGUGUUACUCGAUUCAAGAUACAGUCAUUCACAGUAUAUUUAUAGUCACUGUAUGAUAAGCCACAUAGCAUCUACAAAGCGAACCUGUGAUAUUUCCAUAUGUUGGAAGAACACAUUAUUAACAUGAGACGUUUAUUGUUUCUGUCGGUUAUUGCCAAAUAUGUGAUAUUGAAAUAAAUCAAUGAGUGUUUUUU
Haliotis rubra (blacklip abalone) is the source of this 3043-nucleotide messenger RNA. RefSeq lists its product as uncharacterized. Lineage: Eukaryota; Metazoa; Mollusca; Gastropoda; Lepetellida; Haliotidae. The transcript has 4 exons. The record is from RefSeq and is a predicted model, not a curated record. Gene Ontology annotation, biological process: signal transduction. Gene Ontology annotation, molecular function: protein binding.